Messenger RNA from Trichechus manatus latirostris (Florida manatee), 1597 nucleotides. RefSeq names its product KIAA1143 ortholog. Lineage: Eukaryota; Metazoa; Chordata; Mammalia; Sirenia; Trichechidae. The coding region runs from base 40 to 507 and encodes 155 amino acids. The record is from RefSeq and is a predicted model, not a curated record. The transcript has 3 exons.
AUAAGUCAGGGCUGUGAGUUUGUUGUCCCCGAGACCGCCAUGAGCAAGCGGAAUCAGGUGUCGUACGUGCGGCCGGCCGAGCCGGCGUUCUUGGCCCGCUUCAAGGAGCGCGUUGGCUACAGGGAAGGGCCUACCUUAGAGACCAAGAGAAUCCAGCCUCAGCUCCCAGACGAAGAUGGUGAUCACAGCGACAAAGAAGAUGAACAGCCCCAGGUGGUGGUUUUAAAAGAAGGAGAUUUGUCAGUUGAAGAAGUCAUGAAAAUUAAAGCAGAGAUAAAGGCAGCCAAAGCGGAUGAAGAACCAGCUCCAACCGAUGGAAGAAUCAUGUAUCGGAAACCAGUCAAGCGUCCCUCUGAUGAAAAAUAUUCAGGCUUAACAGCAAGCUCAAAAAAGAAGAAGACAAAUGAAGAUGAAGUACAUAAGCAGGAGUCUUUUAAAAAGAACUCACAAAAGCAAAUCAAAAAUAGUAGCCUCCUUUCUUUUGGCAAUGAAGAUGAAAAUGAAUAAUUGUACAUAUUUUGGACUUAGUCUCCUUUGAGAGUUUAUGGGAUGUUUUUUAAAAUAACAUUUUUUCCUAUUAUAAAACUUUGUUGAUUUCGCGUCAGUUCUCAGACUCGAAAUGCCAACCAUAUAGACGUUACAAUUAAUAUUUUGUUAUUUCUCAUAUGUGGGUAUGUGUGUAUGUAAAUUAUAUUUUUUAAAACAAAAUUGAAAUUGUAUCUGUUCUGUGUCCAGCUUCUCACUUAACAUUAUAAGCAUUUUCCCAGGUCAGUAAAAUUUAAAAACCUGACAUUAAUAGCUAUAGAGGAUUUCAUAAUUAAAUGGAUCACCUUAAUUCUUCCUCAUUAGUGAACCUCACUUUAGGUGGGAGGGAUGAUAAUGUGCCUAGUUAAAAAUACCUCCCCAGCUCUUGCUAGGGGAAGUCAUGUGACUCAGCUCUGGGGAGUUAAGAGAUACAAGCUGACAAAACUAGUGGUGUUUUGAUUUCAAGGACAGACUUUGCAAGCACGAACUUUUGUCCUCUCAUCAUCCUGCUUGGAACAUGGAUGGGAAACCUAGAAGGGCCAGAGCCAUUUUCAGGCAUAAAAAAAGCAGCUCCUUGCUCUGGGUGGUACAGUGGAAGGACUUGUAGAGCUUGGGUCCCCGAUGGUGUGCCUCAUGGGGCUGCUGACCAGCUGUGGACUGCCGACCUCUGGAACUCUUGAUACGUGAGCAGACUAAUCAUCCUGCUUAAGUCUCUGUCAGCUUUCUGUUACAUGCAGCCAAAUGCAGUCCUAACUGAUACAGCAGUUAUAGUAAAACAGUUCAGAAAUGCUUUUGCAGAAAUCUUUGAGUACAUUUCUGAUGAUUUCCCUUAGAAUAAAUUACUAGAAGCAGAAUUACUGGAUCAAAGCAUAUGAAUAGUUUUAAAGCUAUUAAUGCUUACUGUCAAAUGGCUUUCUAGAGAGGUUACCUAAAAUUUACUUACUACCAUCUACCUUAGUCAUCUAGUGCUGCUAUAUCAUCAGAAAUACCACAAGUGGAUGGCUUUAACAAAGAGAAAUUUAUUUCUUCGCAGUCAGGUAGGCUAAAAGUCCAAAUUCAGGGCAUCGAAUCC